Musca domestica (house fly) is the source of this 3850-nucleotide messenger RNA. RefSeq names its product frizzled-2 (gene fz2). Lineage: Eukaryota; Metazoa; Arthropoda; Insecta; Diptera; Muscidae. Gene Ontology annotation, molecular function: Wnt-protein binding; Wnt receptor activity. Gene Ontology annotation, cellular component: plasma membrane. The coding region runs from base 1664 to 3850 and encodes 728 amino acids. Gene Ontology annotation, biological process: non-canonical Wnt signaling pathway; canonical Wnt signaling pathway. The record is from RefSeq and is a predicted model, not a curated record. The transcript has 3 exons.
UUGUCUAAUUUAGUUCAGUUUCUAAAGAGCGAUCGUGUCGUAUGGUGGUGUUAAACGGAUGGCAAAAAAACCGAAUGGAAAAAACAAUAUUUUUUCUGGAUGUACGUUACGUUAUACAAGAAAAUAUUCCUAAAAACAUCUAAUUUUUUGGGGGGAAAGAAAAACGGACCCAGUGAAGAAAAAGUGGGGAAAAUUUAUUAAAUAAAAAAGAAAAAAAAUUUAAAAAUAAAUCAAAUUCUUUCUGUGAUUCCUGAAUACAAAAAAAAAAACAAAAAAUUAAAGAAACAAAAAAUAAUUCCCAUUGUUGUUGUACAAUCCGUAAACGAAGAAGAAGAAGAAAAAUAUAUAUUUUUUUGGUGGUGUGUUUUUCAUGUUUUGCCUUUGCCGCUCGCUCUGUGCAAGGCAUUGUCGUUAUUGUUGUUGUUCUAGCCAUAGUUGACACGAUUCCAUUGUUUGUGGUCGGUCUGUCUGUCGGUCGGUCGGUCUCCAAACGGCCAGCAAUCAUUAUGCUGGAGUUUAUGUGAUACCAAAAUUGGAAAGAAAUUAUACCAAAAGUAACAACAACAAAAACAAGUUUUAUUUUUUACGCUUUUUGUGCCCUCUCCACACCGUUUUGUUGAUUUAUUUGCCAGAGCCAAUAAAAUAAAAAAACAAAAAAAAAACAUCAAAACAAUAAUUAAGCGAAAAAAAAACGUGAAACCGUCUUAUCAAUUGGAUGAAACAAAAAAAUCGUAAAAAAUACAAAACAAAAAAAAUUAUGUUACGGCAAAUAAGGGCAAAUUCCUUGAACCCAAAACACCUUCUACGAAAAUUGUUUAAAGAAAUUUAACAAAAAAAUAAAUAAAAAUUCAAAACCCAGUGCCAUUUUUUCUAUUUCGCACAAUUUUUCUACAAGUUCCUCAACUUCUGAGAUUUUUUUUGUGUUUUGUUUCAAUCACAGAAUCAGUUUGAAAAAAUCUCAAGAAUGUUGACAAAAGACCACGUCGUGUGCCAAAUUUGACAAAAAAAAAUCGAAAACUAACAUCUACAUCGGAAAUAUUUCGAAAUUUCAUCCAUCUUCUUCUUCAUCAAAAGUAAAGCAGCCGAAAUAUUUGUUUUUUUUUUUCAUUCUUUUCACUUGGGAUUAACUGCACAACGCACAAGUAUAUUUGGAUUAUAUUGAAACUGAAAGGUCUAUAUUUGAAACGGAUUGAAAUUGUAGCGGCAUCGUACAUUGGUUGUCACUAUUAUUAUUAUUAUCAACAUCUUCGGUUCGGCGUUCAUUCUAGCUGGCAAAUAACACUGUGGACGAUUUGUUUAGUAGCAGCAGCUAAAUUUUGAAAUUUUUACCAAAGCUGUAAAAAAUGGAAAAAAUGAUGUUUUUUAAAUUUCGAAAUCUCCACAUUUGACGCUGAGUUAAGGAAAACCAAAACACACAUUCUUCAGCCUAGAUACGCUCUCUCUCUCGCUCUCUAGAAGUCUAUUUUGAAAACUCUCUCAAGGAUUCUCUCUUCACAAAAUAAAAUCCUUAUCAAGAAAAAAAGGAAACCCCAAGAGACAGGAAGCUAAACUCCAAAACAAAAAAAGCCACAACAAAAACAGCACAGGGUGGUAGGUGGCCCCCUAAUUUGAAAAAAACACCAACAACAACAAAUCAAAAAAAAAAUUCUACAACAAAAAUAAAAUGUCAUCAGCCACACCUGUUCUAACAGCUAUGGCUGGCCUAAGAAAUCUCUGCAGCAGAAGGCGGCAAUGCCUUUCCGCUCUCCCCACAAUCUAUCUCCUCGUCCUGUUGGCGGUGACGGCGGCGACCAGCGUUUAUGCCGAUGGCCUGCAACACAUGGCCGAUAAUGGCGGCGGCGUUGGCGGUGUUGGUGGAGUCGGUGGCGGCAACAUGGGCGGCAUGCACUCCAUGGAAGUAAGUCCUGCCCCCGGUUUCGGCCUGCCCGCCAUACCCAAGGAUCCCAAUUCACGUUGUGAAGAAAUCACCAUACCCAUGUGCCGGGGUAUUGGCUACAACAUGACCUCUUUUCCCAACGAAAUGAAUCACGAGACCCAGGAUGAGGCCGGUCUGGAGGUCCAUCAAUUUUGGCCUCUGGUGGAGAUACGCUGCUCGGCCGAUUUGAAAUUUUUCCUCUGUUCCAUGUACACGCCAAUUUGUUUGGAGGACUAUCACAAACCGUUGCCCGUAUGUCGUUCGGUGUGUGAACGCGCCCGGGCAGGAUGUGCCCCCAUUAUGCACCAGUACAGCUUUGAGUGGCCCGAACGCAUGGCCUGCGAACGACUGCCGUUCUAUGGUGACCCGGAAAAUCUCUGCAUGGAACAGCCAUCCUACACCGACUCCAGUUCUUCGGGUGGCAGUGGUGGCUCAGGCAGCUCCUCGAGUGGUUCCGGCCGUGGUGACAGUGCCUCCGGCUCCAGCGGCGGCUCCUCUUCGGGCGGCGGCGGCAAACGCAAACAAUCCGGCUCGUCUGGCUCCUCCGGCUCCCAAAAAUGCAAAGGAAAAAAUUCAAAAAACUGCCAAAGCUCCCUAGGAGAAAAAACAAACGCAAAGGAAUGCACAUGCUCAUGUCGCCCACCACUCAUCCUCCUGGGGAAGGAAGCCCAAAUGAUGCAACCACCCACCAUGCACUACCCGUGGUACAUGAACUCGACUGUGUCAAGAAUCGCCAACGUUCAAAACUGCGCCAUUCCGUGCAAGGGCCCGUUCUUCACAAACGACGAAAAGGAGUUCGCCGGCAUAUGGAUAACCCUGUGGUCGGGCCUGUGCUUCUGCAGCACCCUAAUGACCCUGACCACGUUCAUCAUCGACACCGAAAGAUUUAAGUAUCCCGAGCGGCCGAUUGUGUUCCUCUCCGCCUGUUACUUCAUGGUCUCGGUGGGUUAUUUGUCCAAGAAUUUCCUGCAGAAUGAGGAGAUUGCCUGCGACGGGCGACUGCUGAAGGAGAGUUCGACGGGACCGCAUUCGUGUACACUGGUGUUUUUGAUGACCUAUUUCUUUGGCAUGGCUUCGUCGAUAUGGUGGGUCAUCUUGAGUUUUACCUGGUUCCUGGCGGCCGGUCUGAAAUGGGGCAAUGAGGCCAUUACCAAACAUUCGCAGUAUUUCCAUUUGGCUGCCUGGCUGAUACCCACAGUGCAAUCUGUGGCAGUCCUCCUGCUGUCGGCCGUGGAUGGUGAUCCCAUACUGGGUAUCUGCUAUGUGGGCAACUUGAAUCCCGAUCAUUUGAAGACCUUUGUGCUGGCUCCUCUGUUUGUCUAUCUGGUCAUUGGCACCACCUUCCUUAUGGCCGGCUUUGUUUCGCUCUUCCGCAUACGCUCCGUCAUCAAGCAGCAAGGCGGCGUGGGAGCCGGCGUCAAGGCCGAUAAACUGGAAAAGCUUAUGAUACGCAUUGGCAUCUUCUCGGUGCUGUACACCGUACCGGCCACAAUUGUCAUCGGCUGUUAUCUCUACGAGGCGGCCUACUUCGAGGACUGGAUCAAGUCACUGGCCUGUCCCUGUGCCCAGAUCAAGGGCCCCGGCAAGAAACCCCUCUACUCGGUGCUGAUGCUGAAAUACUUCAUGGCCUUGGCGGUGGGCAUAACAUCCGGCGUAUGGAUAUGGUCUGGCAAGACAUUGGAAAGUUGGCGUCGUUUCUGGAGACGUCUGUUUGGCCAGCCGGAUCGCACCGGCGCCAAUCAGGCGCUCAUCAAACAACGGCCACCCAUACCACAUCCCUAUGCCGGCUCUGGCAUGGGUAUGCCAGUAGGAUCUGCUGCCGGAUCACUGCUGGCAACCCCAUACACGCAGGCGGGCGGAGCCUCGGUGGCCUCCACCAGCCACCACCAUUUGCACCAUCAUGUCUUGAAACAGCCUGCCGCCAGCCAUGUAUGA